CAAUUUGGUUUCAUUAAAUUAUAGCACUUUUUUAUUUAGCUACCGAAUUUACCAAUUGAAGUACACUGUAGCUGAAUUAAAGAAAUUUUUAAAUGAAGUAGAACAUAAAUUAGUUGAAUGAUCAAUUACAGUUUUAAGAAUCCUAGGACAGUUAGAACAUCUUAAGAAAAAGAUCCCGCUCCAGUAGCACCAGCCUCCAAGAAUAUGCCUCCUCCCUUAACUCCAUGGGAGUUUUGGCGACAGACUCUAAAUUCACCAAAAUAUAUUUUGGCUCCUAUGGUGGAUGCUUCUGAACUGCCAUGGCGAUUACUGAGUCGCAAAUACGGAACCCAACUAGCCUACACUCCCAUGAUGAAUGCUGGAAUCUUUAUCCGAGAACCUCGUUACCGUCGCGAACAUCUUGAAUCUUGCACGGAAGAUAGACCACUUAUUGCCCAAUUUUGCGCUAACGAUACCGACAUCUUCUUGAAAGCCGCGAAAAUGGCAGAACAACAUUGUGAUGCUAUUGAUUUGAAUCUCGGCUGUCCACAGAGCAUUGCAAAGAAAGGUCAUUACGGUGCUUUUCUUCAAGACGAAUGGGAUCUGAUAAGUAAAAUGGUGAAAUUAAUCCAUCGUGAGUUGAGCAUACCAAUAACAUGCAAGGUACGAGUAUUUCCGGACAUAAAUAAAUCGAUCGCAUACGCCAAAAUGCUCGAAGAGUCGGGAUGUUACGCAUUGACCGUUCACGGCCGCACUCGGGAACAGAAAGGCCCUCUCACUGGUUUGGCCAGCUGGAAACACAUUCAAGCCGUUAAAGCUGCUGUUAACAUUCCCGUGAUAGCGAAUGGAAAUAUUCAGUACUGGUCUGAUGUAGAAAGGUGUCUUGAAAGUACGGGAGCUGACGCUGUGAUGGUAGCCGAAGGAAACUUAACAAACCCAGCUCUUUUCGCCAAUCUUCAACCGCUAGUCUGGGACAUGGGUAAAGAAUACCUCGAUCUCGUUGAACGAUUCCCCUGCCCCAUGUCUUAUGCUCGUGGUCACCUCUUCAAAAUUUUUAAUCAUUGUUUAACGUUGGAAGAGUGUUUUCCUCUUCGUGAAGCCCUAGUGCAAGGAAUGAAUCUUGAAGAUUUUAAAACAGUAGUGGCGGAUUUAGAAAAACAUUUCACACCGUAUCAUCAGGGGGUAAAAGCUUGGGCACCCCCGACUGACCAUCCUACCUCCCGACUACCCUUGCCGCCCUGGCAUUGCCAACCCUACGUUCGACCGUCGCCAGAAGAACACUUGAAAAAAAUUCAGCUGAUAAUGGCAGAUGAGGCUAAAAGGAAACGUGAAGACAACGAUAACGGCGAAGAGAAAUCCGAAGGCACCCUUUCGAAAAACAAGAUGAAAAAACUCGCACGACUAGCCAGAAAUCCCAAGAAACAAGCGCGACUUGCGAAGCAAGCAGCCUUUCUAACGUGCAACCAGUGCUCAAAUCUGCCUGGAGUUAAGUGCGAGCACAAACUGUGCAGGACUUGUUGCAAGAAGAAGUGUGAAACUGAAAAUCUGACUUGUGAGGGGCACACAGGAACUACUGUAAAGCGACGAGAAAAAAACCUUAAUGGGGAACUUAAACAACUGACGGAAGAGACGAACAUUUCAAAUGACGUCAGCAACUCUCCGACUUCGGUUCUGGUUUGACACACAACAGGGCAAAAUUUCUCGGUGACAGUCUGCAAUCAAACAAUGGGAGAAGACAUCCGCACCAACCUAAGUUCAUAAAACAUUGUGUGAAUACAUUUUGCUCUGAAAAAUA
Messenger RNA from Daphnia pulicaria, 1774 nucleotides. RefSeq names its product tRNA-dihydrouridine(16/17) synthase [NAD(P)(+)]-like (gene Dus1). Gene Ontology annotation, molecular function: flavin adenine dinucleotide binding; tRNA dihydrouridine synthase activity. The coding region runs from base 205 to 1659 and encodes 484 amino acids. NCBI's taxonomy places the organism in Eukaryota, Metazoa, Arthropoda, Branchiopoda, Diplostraca, Daphniidae. Gene Ontology annotation, biological process: tRNA processing. The transcript is spliced from 9 exons. The record is from RefSeq and is a predicted model, not a curated record.